This is a messenger RNA of Rosa chinensis, 1306 nucleotides long. RefSeq lists its product as uncharacterized. The record is from RefSeq and is a predicted model, not a curated record. Bases 181 to 1077 code for a protein of 298 amino acids. The transcript is spliced from 9 exons. Lineage: Eukaryota; Viridiplantae; Streptophyta; Magnoliopsida; Rosales; Rosaceae.
UUUUUAAAACGUCGUCGUCCUCCACUUUCCUUCUUCCUCUUGUUGACUUGACCGGCGCUGUAACUACUAACUGAUUCAUUUCACUGAAACCGGAAAUUGAAAAUUUUCCCUGCAAAUUUUCUGAAUCGGCGCAAAAAAACACGAAGCGCUUCAGUCACAGUCAAUUCCUGCAAGGACAGAAUGAGAGUAGCAGCAAGUCAUCUAAUCCCAAUCCUCUUCCUCUUUCCCGCCUUUUUUCCAUCCCUCUCCGAAACCACCACCGAUGAUUCCUCCUCCUCCGUCGUAUCCCAACUCCACCAAUUCAAGCUCAAAAUCGCUCAUUUAGAAUCGGUUCUUGCGGAAAGCGUUCGGAAUCUGAAUGAGAGAAUCGAUCAAAUCGAACAGCGCGAGAAGCGGAUUGACUACAUGUCGCAGAAGAUCCACCAUUUGCAAUCUCUGUUAUCCACUCUCAAGGAACACUCAUUGCAUGGUGAUCAAAGACUUAAUGCUCUAGAAGAAGAGGUACGGCGUCUCUGGGCCGCUUCAAGGAAGAACAAUUUCGAUAUUCAUGUUUUGGAGUCCAAAGCACAAGAUGCUGAGGAGAGGCUUGAAAUGGUUACCUCUAAGGCUAAGAAGAUGAAUGACAUGGUUACCGAGCAAUGGAUUCAACUUCAGAGACUGCAGCAGGCUCUUCAUAUUCAACAAUCGAGGACUUUGAGGGUUCAAAGGCAAGUAAGUUAUACAAGAUGCACAUUCUUGAAGUUCUUCAACAACCUUCUUGAUGACCAUUUGCUGAAGCUGCUUGGGUCUAACGUGAGAUCCUUUUUCUCACGAACUCUGCAUCAAUUGGAAAGAGUCUUUAUAGCAUUUAAGAGGUCUCACCAUAAGUUGCAGCAUUCCAUCAAAGAGGCAUUGGAGAAGAAUGAAUUUACUGCAGCUCUUGCUAAUGAGGAAUUGGUUUUCUAUGUGGCUACUGCCCUCAUCAUCUUGCCAAUAAUGAUGGCCUGGAUGUUUCUCUCCUCAAAAUUCCAAGCUAGUUGCUCUAUUGACGUGACCUAUAUGCACUCGCAGACCUAUACAAGUCCUGAGGGUGAAUGAACACGAAUUCUCCACACUUGAUAAUUGCUAACAGAUAUCUUGGUUCAAGUUAUGAGAUCAAUUUUCUCGGAAAAAAAAAAUGUUAUGAGAUCAGUGACCUUAGCUUUACAAUUAUGAUUAUAUGUCAGAUUCUCGUUGUAUGUUUCAAAACAUACCUUAUGCAUAUCUUGUUAUACUUCUGAAAUCCAGAUUGAUACAUUAGUGUGCUCAAUCAGUGAGACAUUUACAA